This is a messenger RNA of Didymosphaeria variabile, 1524 nucleotides long. RefSeq names its product Leucyl aminopeptidase yscIV. The record is from RefSeq and is a predicted model, not a curated record. NCBI's taxonomy places the organism in Eukaryota, Fungi, Ascomycota, Dothideomycetes, Pleosporales, Didymosphaeriaceae. Gene Ontology annotation, biological process: proteolysis. The coding region runs from base 1 to 1524 and encodes 507 amino acids. The transcript has 2 exons. Gene Ontology annotation, molecular function: metalloexopeptidase activity; aminopeptidase activity.
AUGAGACUUACUGGACUCAUCGCUGCUGCGGGCUUGAUCGCUCCUGCUUUCGCUGGAGGAGACAAGGGCAAGAAGCUCGUCACACCGCGAGAGCUCAUCAAUCAGGUCAAGCUCAAGGACCUACUUGCUGGCUCCCAGAAGCUGCAGGAUUUUGCGGACGCGAAUGGUGGAAACCGAGCCUUUGGAGGUGGAGGCCACAAUGCCACCGUCAACUGGCUGUACUCGGAGCUCAAAAAGACUGGUUACUACAACGUAGUCAAGCAGCCCUUUGUGGAGCUAUUCACUGCCGCCACAAUCGACUUUUCAGCUGGUGGAACUGAGUAUGAUGCAUUCUACAUGACAUACGGGCCUUCCGGAAACGUGACUGCGCCUCUAGUGCAAGUGGCGAACAUCGGUUGCGAUGCUGCAGACUAUCCUGCGGAGGUUUCUGGAAACAUUGCCCUGGUUUCGCGUGGAACUUGCCCGUUCGCUCAGAAAGCUACCUUGGCAAAAGCCGCUGGUGCCAUUGGCACAGUGAUCUAUAACAACGUUCCAGGUGCGCUUGCUGGUACCCUCGGUGGUACUGGUGAUUACGCUGCUACAGUCGGAAUUGCGCAGGAAACCGGCCAGACUUUGCUGGAUGCGCUCGCGACUGGUGAGGUCUCAGCUACCCUGAUCGUGGAUGCCAUCGCGGAAAAUCGCACCACGUACAACGUCAUUGCCGAGACUAAGACCGGUGACAAGAAUAACGUGCUCGUCCUUGGAGGUCACACCGACUCCGUUUUCGCCGGCCCCGGCAUCAACGACGAUGGCUCAGGCACAGUCGGCGUUCUCACCGUCGCCAAAGCCCUCACCAAAUACAAAAUCAAGAAUGCUGUUCGUUUUGCCUUCUGGGCCGCCGAGGAAUUCGGCCUGCUUGGUUCCUACCACUACAUGAAGACCCUCAACGGCACCAUUAGUGGCUCUGCCGCCGAAGUUGCAAAGAUCCGAGCCUACCUCAACUUCGACAUGAUCGCAUCGCCAAACUACGUCCUCGGUAUCUACGACGGAGACGGCAGCGCCUUCAACCUGACCGGUCCCACCGGGUCCGACACCAUCGAGAAGGACUUUGAAGACUUCUUCAAGAACCGAGGUGUCCCAUCCGUCCCAUCCAUCUUCAGCGGUCGCUCCGACUACGCAGCAUUCUUGCAAAACGGCGUCCCGUCCGGUGGUCUCUUCACCGGUGCCGAGGAGCUCAAGACCGAAGACGAAGCUGCUCUUUUCGGUGGCGAGGCCGGUGUCGCGCUCGACGCGAACUACCAUCAAGCCGGUGACACCAUUGACAACUUGUCCACCGAGGCAUACCUCAUCAACGCACAGUCGAUUGCAAACUCUGUUGCCAAGUAUGCUGUCAAAUUUGAGGGCAUCCCGAAGGCAAAUGUCACGCUUAGGAAGAGGGAUGCUGAGGUCUCGAGGUACAUGGCGAGGUUCGCAGAUACGCUUGCGGAGGCUCACAAGGGCCAUGUGCAUGCUGCGCCUUGUGGACAGGGGGCACUGCUUCAGUAG